This is a messenger RNA of Nannospalax galili (Upper Galilee mountains blind mole rat), 407 nucleotides long. Its product is annotated as late cornified envelope protein 3B-like. The transcript has a single exon. Bases 28 to 315 code for a protein of 95 amino acids. The record is from RefSeq and is a predicted model, not a curated record. Lineage: Eukaryota; Metazoa; Chordata; Mammalia; Rodentia; Spalacidae. Gene Ontology annotation, biological process: epidermis development.
AUUGUUCAAGGUCAAACUCUGGCUGAGAUGUCCUGCCAGCAGAGCCAGAAGCAGUGCCAGCCGCCUCCCAAGUGCCCCUCACCCAAGUGCCCCCCGAAGAGCACAGCACAGUGUCUGCCUGCAGCCUCCUCCUGCUGUGCUACAAGCUCUGGGGGUUGCAGUGGCCUUGGCAGCUCUGAGGGCGGCUGCUGCCUGAGCCACCACAGGCGCAGGUCCCACCGAUGCAGGCGCCGGAGCUCCAGUUCCUGUGACCGUGGCAGUGGUCAGCAGUCCGGGGGCUCUGGCUGUGGCCACAGCUCUGGGGGCUGCUGCUGACCUGGAUCCUGAUGCUGAGAUGCCCUCAGAGGAAACGAGAAUCCUAAGGGCCCAAGGAAAGCCCUGGCCUGGUCCGUCCUUCUCAGACAUCC